GUUCUAUAACAUUUCACUCACCCGUUUACGUUAUCCAUCUAUAUUGUUGAAAAAUAAAACAUAAAAAAAAAACAAAUUGCAAGAACAAAAUGGAGCCACAUAUGAUUAAGAAUGUAGAGGCUCAAAAUUCAGCUUCUAAAAGGUUAAUAGGUAAGGUGGCAGUUAUCACAGGUGGUGCAAGAGGAAUUGGUGCAGCCACAUCAAAAUUAUUUGCAGAAAAUGGAGCACAUGUCAUCAUUGCUGAUGUUCUAGAUGAAGAAGGAACCAAAGUUGCUGAAUUAAUUGAUGGACUCUACAUACAUUGUGAUGUGUCCAAUGAAUCUCACAUUGAAUCAGCCAUAAACCUUGCAAUUUCAUGGAAAGGUCAAUUAGACAUAAUGUUCAACAAUGCAGGAAUUGCAGGUUAUGAAGGAAGAAGCAUAGCAACACUUGAUAUGGAAAAGCUAACUCAUUUACUUUCAAUUAAUCUCUUUGGCACAAUCCAUGGAAUCAAGCAUGCUGCAAAAGCAAUGAUCAAAGGCAAAAAAGGAGGCUCAAUCAUUUGCACAUCAAGUGCAGCUGCAACUAUAGGUGGAUUUGCUUCACAUGCUUAUACAAUGUCAAAAUCAGCCAUGGAUGGACUAAUGAGAAGCGCGGCUUGCGAACUAGGCGUCCAUUUGAUUCGCGUUAACUGCGUUUCACCGCACGGAGUUCCGUCCAAGAUGCUCUUAAAUGCUUUUAAGUGUUUUGGUGAUGUUGAUAUGACUAGUGAGCAAUUGAGUGAGUUUAUUGGCAUGAAUGCAAGUUUGCUUAAAGGGAGAGGUGCAACAACUGAUGAUGUUGCGCAAGCUGUUUUGUUUUUGGCUAGUGAUGAAUCUGGAUUUGUAACUGCUCAUAAUCUUUCUGUGGAUGGUGGAAUCACUUCUGCUAAUAGUGCUAUGAGUUUUAUCUAUCAAGAUCCUAAGUGAAGAAAAAAAUAAUUAGUAAUAAAUUUAUAUAGGUUGUUCUUACGUUGAAGUUGAUACUCUAAAUUAACAUAUUUUAAGAUAUAUUUCUUUGUAAGCGAACUCUAGAAAAAGGCGAUAUUGCUAGGUUGGAUGUGUUUGAACCCUAAUAUUCGCGGUUGUGCGUGAGUUUUUAGUAAUUAUAAUCUUUCUGUCUAUAGGAAAAAAUAAUAUAGU
Lathyrus oleraceus (garden pea) is the source of this 1160-nucleotide messenger RNA. RefSeq names its product short-chain dehydrogenase reductase ATA1. The transcript is spliced from 2 exons. The coding region runs from base 90 to 947 and encodes 285 amino acids. Gene Ontology annotation, molecular function: oxidoreductase activity. The record is from RefSeq and is a predicted model, not a curated record. NCBI's taxonomy places the organism in Eukaryota, Viridiplantae, Streptophyta, Magnoliopsida, Fabales, Fabaceae.